AUGGACACCCCUACUCUAGCAGAAACAGACGAUCGACGCCAUUCCUCUACGCAACAGUCAUCAACAAAAAGUACAUAUACCACCACUCAAACAUCGGAUCACUCGAACCAACACCUGUUCAUCAACCUCUUCCAGCGAAACGUCACCGUGUUCCCCAAUGCCUGUCAUCCCGAUCGCCACCGGAGUCUGGCCGAAAACGAGCGUCAAAGUGCGUUCAUCCAGGAUGUAGCAGAAUCAUUGGGGCUUGCGAAUUUGUCGGAUGAAGCUGCCACGGCACUGGCAGCUGAUGUUGAAUUUCGGUUAACUCAAUUGAUCGAAGAUAGCAUCAAGUUUAUGAGGCACUCCAAGAGGACAAAUUUAUUGGUUGAAGAUGUCGACUACGCGCUACGUGCGAAAAAUAUCGAACCUCUUUGGGGAUUUGCCUCUACAGACACCCUCUCAUUUCGAAGAACAACAUCUGCUGUUGGAAAUUUGUAUUUCAUAGACGAAGAGGAGAUCGAUCUGACCAAGGUAUUGGCCGCAGAAUUACCUCCUGUGCCACAAGAAACCAGUUACACAGCUCAUUGGCUGGCAGUCGAAGGUGUCCAACCGGCAAUACCCCAAAACCCCACACCAGCAGAGCUCAAGUCGCAUCCUGCUUUCUCGGGGCUCCAGUCUUCAGCUAUUCCAUCAAGCUCAAAACAGCCACCAGAAUCCCAAAAUCUAACCACCAAAGAGCAUUUAUCACGUGAACUUCGACUAUAUUUUGAUCGUGUCACCGCCGCCGCGCUGUCAAAUGAUCAGAGUUCAAGAAACGCAGCCUUAGCCAGUUUGAGUGGUGAUCCUGGUCUUCAUCAACUUGUACCGUAUUUGAUUCAGUUUGCGGCAGAAAAAAUCACCACUACACUCUCUCAUCCCGAACCAUCAAUGCAAUACCUGAGAGACGCACUGCAGAUUCUCGAGUCAAUUCUCUCUAAUCCGCAUUCAUACUUGGAACCCUAUCUACACCAAAUACUACCCUCGAUCCUCACCUGUUUGCUCUCAUCCUCCUUCCCAUCUUCACCCGUGACCGACGACCUCGAGCGAGAGAUCAGAUGUACAGCCGCCUCAUUAUUAAAGUCGCAACUGAAUCGUUAUCAACAUUCUUAUCCGACAUUACGCACCCGUAUUCUGAAAACUCUUACAAAAUCAUUGAUUGAUCCCCAGUCAACUGACCGUAAUCAGCUUGGUGCGAUCGUUGGCGUCAAAUAUUUGGGUCUUGAACCCACCAAGACUGUCCUCUCUCAGAAUAUCAAGGCAUUUGGUGAAAGCUUGGAUCUCAGCUUAAGUGAAGGCAAGGCAGAUCAAAUACGGUUGGAUAACCUUAUUAAAGAAACUUUGAAAAUCAUGUCUGAAGCCUAUUCGGAACAACAAAUACACCGGAAAACCAACUCAAAAUCCAAGAAAAAACUGCGCAGCAUACCCGCCCAGGAUGAACUAGAGGCCGAAGUUGGGGUCCAGUUUGCGGCAAGGUUGAUGUCGACAUCAGAUGAAGAAGAGACAAGCACGAUACAACUUUGA
Puccinia triticina is the source of this 1539-nucleotide messenger RNA. RefSeq lists its product as uncharacterized. The record is from RefSeq and is a predicted model, not a curated record. NCBI's taxonomy places the organism in Eukaryota, Fungi, Basidiomycota, Pucciniomycetes, Pucciniales, Pucciniaceae. Gene Ontology annotation, cellular component: SLIK (SAGA-like) complex; SAGA complex; transcription factor TFIID complex. The transcript is spliced from 9 exons. Gene Ontology annotation, molecular function: protein heterodimerization activity; transcription coactivator activity; RNA polymerase II general transcription initiation factor activity. Bases 1 to 1539 code for a protein of 512 amino acids. Gene Ontology annotation, biological process: RNA polymerase II preinitiation complex assembly; transcription initiation at RNA polymerase II promoter.